GUUGUUUAAAUCUAAAAAAAAAUAGAAUAAAAAAGCUUGUGUUAGAUACUAAAACAAAACUAACAGUAGUAGUUGUAGAUCUAUAAAAUAUAGAUCUAGACCCAGCCUGGAUCUAGAUUUAUUUUGUGAUAAAUCCUGGUUCACUUUUAUAAUAAUAUUUUCAACAAAAUGUUUUAUUUUAGAGUCCUACUACUAUGACUAUCAUUCUGUGGUAGGCCCUAAUUACUAGAUCUAAUAUCUCUUAAUAUAGAUUAGAUCUAGUUCAGGCUGUAUGUUUCUCAUAGAUCUUACUAGAUUCUAUCUAGAUCUAGAUGGAGCGGUACACCAUUGUGAAGAGGUUGGGAGUGGGAGCACAUGGGGCUGUCUAUCUUGUCAAACACACAGAAACUAACAGGUUACUUGCUAUGAAAAAAAUUGAAGUUGAUGAGCGCAAGAAAACAAGAACUAAAGAAGCUGUAUUAAAAGAAGCCAGCAUCUUGUCCCAGUUGCGACACCCACACAUCAUUUUAUUUCAUGAGUCAUUCCUGGACCCUACCUUAGACAAUGUCUGCAUCAUUUUGGAUUACUGUGAUGGGGGAAACAUGUCUGAACUCAUCCAACAGGCUGCGCAGACUUGCCGUGUGUUUACUGAAAGACAGAUCAUGCAGUGGUUUAUCCAGAUUGUUAUGGCCGUACAGUAUAUCCACUCUAAGCAUAUAUUGCAUAGAGACCUGAAGGCUGAGAAUGUUUUUUUAAACAAAAGAAAUAUGAUCAAGUUAGGAGAUUUUGGCAUCUCCAAAAUUCUAGAGAACACAAUUGAUGUGGCUAAAACUGUAGUUGGUACUCCCUCCUACCUCAGCCCAGAGUUAUGUCAGGACAUCCCGUACAACUCAAAGUCAGAUAUAUGGGCUGUUGGCUGUCUGCUGUAUGAGAUGUGUGUCCUGCAUCCACCUUUUGAUGGGAAAAGUUUAAUUAGUUUGUUCAUCAACAUCAUUAAGGCAGGUUAUAAGCCCUUCCCAUCAGAUGCUCCUACUGGUAUACAGGAACUUGUCCGACAAAUUCUUCAGAAAAAUCCAGAGGAUAGACCCAGUGCCAGCGCCAUCUUGAACAUGCCCUACGUCAAACAGCACUUGACAUUUUUUAUAGCUGACACAGAGAGCAUUCGGACAUGUCGGCCACGCAGGGAUAUAACAUCAGCAGGAGAUUUCUCACCUGCACACUCCAGUUUAUUUGUGGAGGCUUCAAGUCAUCCAUCUUCUCCUUGGGUCAAGGCUCCAGAUGUCCAGUACACUACACAAGAUCUCACUGUGACAGAUGCUGGAUCCGACUACUCUGACGACUUUGAUGAGUCAACAAGUGAAGCUGGAGAAGAAAUCUCUGCGAGUCCUGGAGAUGGAGGGGACACUAACUGUGAGGAAGAGCUGCUCUACGCUGAUGACUUUGAACAAACGGACUCUGAAGAGGAUGUAGACGAGGUUUUGUCGCAGGCUUUGGCAGCUCAGGUUGUGGAGGCUGCAGAUGAUGACUUUGCAGAUGAUGAGUUUUCCUUGACCUUGACUCACCACUUUAGAAGCUACAUGGAAGAGGCCAGAGUUCAGACUGAUGGAUAAGCUGGGGGGGGAUGGAUAAG
Physella acuta is the source of this 1609-nucleotide messenger RNA. Its product is annotated as serine/threonine-protein kinase Nek4-like. Gene Ontology annotation, molecular function: protein kinase activity; ATP binding. Lineage: Eukaryota; Metazoa; Mollusca; Gastropoda; Physidae. The record is from RefSeq and is a predicted model, not a curated record. Gene Ontology annotation, biological process: protein phosphorylation.